This is a messenger RNA of Neurospora tetrasperma FGSC 2508, 606 nucleotides long. RefSeq lists its product as uncharacterized. Gene Ontology annotation, cellular component: cytosol; kinetochore; nuclear body. Lineage: Eukaryota; Fungi; Ascomycota; Sordariomycetes; Sordariales; Sordariaceae. The record is from RefSeq and is a predicted model, not a curated record. The annotation marks the transcript as partial. The transcript has 2 exons.
AUCGUUAUUGCGGCGAUCAACAGAACCGGGCUUGCAAAAUGUCUUCCGUCGAAGGAGAUCACAAUACAAACGACACCAGUGUGAAUCUCGGUGAUCAUAAUCAUGUCGGCGACAAAGACAAUCUCGGCGCUCUCCUGGAUGACAUCGAGCCUCCAAAGUGCCGUCCAGACGCCGUCAAACCAGCAUAAAGCCCACCGUCGAAAGCUUAACCUCGGUGCUCUACGACAGGGGUGCGUUGCCCGAUGAGCUCGCCCGUCUGGUUGACCUGGUCACUCUCACCAACCAUCUGGACCAAGCAUCCAAGGGCGCCAUCAUCAAAAACCUGUAUCCAGUGGGCAAGCUGAACAGCGACUCCGUCCUGAAAGUGGUUUGUGCCUUGGGCCAUGGCCAGCUCAAGCCCUCCUUUCCGAUCCAGACUCUUCUUCUCAAGUGGCUGAUUAUGGUCUACCACUUGCUUCAAGACACCAGCAUAUUGUCCCAGACUUAUGGUGUCCUUUUCAACCUCCUCGACACUGCCGCCAUCAGGCCGCAAUUAUGUCAUGUCUUGGCCCUCAUCACGCGACGAAAACACGUCAAGCCUUUCAGGAUACAGACUAUCCUGGCCUU